CAUGACUCUCUCUCUCUCUCUCUCUCUCUCUCUCUCCUAUGGCCCUCCCUCACACUGUGCAGUGGAAAUGUUGCUUCCAGUUCCGGCCUCGACUGACUUCCUAAUUUCAGUCCCUUCGAAGGAAAUUCUCUUUCUAGAAGAGUCCGAAAAGCGGGAACGCUUACAGGGUGUUUCGCCGAGACAGUUCCGGCAUUCUUUCGCCCUCUGCCAGUGGGCGACUCUUCAAUAGAUAGGGGCUAACGUGCGCCCGUAACGCGUUUCUGAUCGCCCCGACCAAAAAGUACAUUUUCACUAUAGUAUCUUCAAGAGCGAUUAAAGUUUAAAAAAAAAUGUCACUGCAGUUCCACCUUUUCGAGAAAUCCCAAGCGCGCACUUCCAGGAAAUCUGGCCGGAGAACAAUGCGUCGGCUUUCCACGGAUCGCGAAAAACAAGAUUGGCCUCGCCGCUCUGUGACGAGCAAAAACGAGUGUCAUUGAAAAAAAACAAAACAAAACAGGUUUUGUCGUUGUCGCGAGGUGAACGCGAGCCUGGGAUUUGAAAUUGGCUUUCGUUUUCACCAGAAGACAACAAAGGGGGGGAUGUCAGCUUGAAUUAUCGCCCGUGGGCAGUCGAGGUCUUUAGACGCCGCGUGCGACUGACCCCGUUGGUUCCCGUUGCUAUGAACCAGCUAAUUCAAACAGAUCCAGCUCGCCCUCGGGGCAGGGCAAUAUGAACAGAGCGCCGGGGGAUUUUGACGGAGCGGUGUGCUGCGAGAAACCACCAUGCGUGUGUGUGUGUGUGUUUUUCCCCGACGCAGGCGUCUGGAUUUCGCUGUGAUCUUGCGCGCGGAGACGGAGCGAAACGGCGCUUUUGAUCCCAGAGCCGCGCGCUUGGAUGCGUCUGUUGCGUGUUGUUUGUCCUAAUCGGGGAAAAAAAAAGAGAUAACGGCGGCUGUGUUACGAGAUAACCGGGUCCUGCCGGGAUGGUUUAGAUGCCGCUGACACAUAAUUUACGGUUGUAAAAGUUGACCUUCAUUACAAAUGGAGAAAACAGCUGGUUCUGUGUGGGAACGGAUGCGUGAAAGUCAGGGAUCUCUUGACAGAGGCAUCAGGCCUCCCAUAAUGAAUGGCCCCAUGCACCCUCGUCCUCUGGUGGCGCUGCUGGACGGUCGGGACUGUACGGUGGAGAUGCCCAUCCUGAAGGACGUGGCCACCGUGGCCUUCUGUGACGCCCAGUCCACCCAGGAGAUCCACGAGAAGGUAUUGAACGAAGCCGUGGGAGCUCUCAUGUACCACACCAUCACCCUGAUGAGGGAGGACCUGGAAAAGUUCAAAGCACUUCGUAUAAUUGUCCGCAUUGGGAGCGGCUUUGAUAAUAUCGACAUAAAGUCUGCUGGAGACUUAGGGAUAGCAGUCUGCAACAUGCCAGCAGCUUCAGUGGAGGAGACCGCAGACUCCACCAUGUGUCACAUCCUGAACCUGUACCGGCGCACCACCUGGCUGCACCAGGCUCUCCGGGAGGGCACGCGGGUCCAGAGCGUGGAACAGAUCCGGGAGGUGGCGUCCGGGGCGGCCCGAAUCAGGGGAGAGACGCUGGGGAUCAUUGGACUAGGGCGUGUUGGACAGGCGGUGGCGCUGAGGGCCAAAGCAUUCGGCUUCAAAGUGAUCUUCUACGACCCGUACCUGUCUGACGGGAUGGAGCGAGCCCUGGGGCUGCAGAGAGUCAACACCCUACAGGACCUGCUCUUCCACAGCGACUGCGUCACCUUACACUGCAGCCUCAACGAGCACAACCACCAUCUCAUCAACGACUUCACCAUCAAACAGAUGCGUCAGGGCGCCUUCCUCGUGAACACGGCGCGUGGAGGUCUGGUGGAUGAGAAGGCUCUGGCCCAGGCUCUGAAAGAGGGCAGGAUACGGGGAGCAGCCCUGGACGUCCAUGAGACAGAGCCCUUCAGUUUCAGCCAAGGCCCUCUUAAAGACGCUCCUAACCUGAUCUGCACGCCUCACGCGGCGUGGUACAGCGAGCAAGCCUCUAUCGAGAUGCGCGAGGAGGCGGCGCGGGAGAUCCGUCGGGCUAUUACCGGUCGCAUCCCAGACAGCCUCAAGAACUGCGUCAACAAAGAGUUCCUCACACAGACUACGCACUGGGCCGGCAUGGACCCAGCCGUGGUGCAUCCAGAGCUCAAUGGAGCCUACAGGUACCCCCCGAGCGUAGUGAGCCUGGCUUCAGGGGGUCUGCCUCCUCCAGUGGAGGGCAUCAUGCCAAGCACCGUGCCCAUCACCCACAGCCUGCCCACCGCAGCCCACCCUCCGCACGCCCCGUCACCCGGCCAAACCGGCAAAGCCGAACCCGAUAGAGAGCAGCACCCCAACGAACAGUUGUAGCCCCCUUUUCAAAGGUCUCUCCGUACCACUAUAGAACUCUCCUGGUCCUUCUUUACCCCAAAGAAGAGGAGCGGAAACAGGCUCCCGGGCUCAGAACCAGCCACUUAAAAACACCCACGACUCCAAAGUAGCCAGCUCUUUGACUGAAGGCGGUGGACUGCGCUCUUUGAAGUAUCUAGUGGGAAAAAACAACAACAACAACAACAAAAAAAAAGAAAAUCUUACGGAUUUCAAACUUCUCCCUGAUGCAAAAUCCUGCUGUUUUAGAUUGUAGUCUGUCCAAGUGCAGUGGGCGAUCUUUUAUCUGUUAUUUUUGUCUGUCUAAUGGGUUUCAUUGUUAAAAACAACAGUAGCUAUUACAUGAAUGUAACCUGUUUGUGUACAGUUUUUAGGACAUGAUCAAUGGUUUGUAGAUGAGAAAAAAAAUACCGAAACCGCAUUAAGGGAGGCAUCCCACCACCUGAUUAUAGAUACGAUAACAAAAAGCAUAUUAGUUUUGCUCGUUCGAUUUUUAAAAGCCCCGAAAGAGGCGGGAUUUGCACACCCUCUCAGGAAAAUUUAUUUCCCCCCCCCUUCCCUUCCUUUUUAAAUUAAACCACAUAGU
This is a messenger RNA of Puntigrus tetrazona (Sumatra barb), 2970 nucleotides long. Its product is annotated as C-terminal binding protein 1. Gene Ontology annotation, molecular function: transcription corepressor activity; NAD binding; oxidoreductase activity, acting on the CH-OH group of donors, NAD or NADP as acceptor. The record is from RefSeq and is a predicted model, not a curated record. The coding region runs from base 1020 to 2366 and encodes 448 amino acids. Lineage: Eukaryota; Metazoa; Chordata; Actinopteri; Cypriniformes; Cyprinidae. The transcript has 9 exons.